AUGCCGUCGUUAUCCGAAAUCUGUAGUGUGGCCGGGGAAGUACCACCAGCUAAGACUCGGCCUCAUUUGGUGAGCUUCCUUAUUGGUGUCUCCGUCUAUGGUUCGCCAGCAACUUUUGUCGUCCACAGUCAUUGCGCAGUAGAAAGUUGGAAGCUUUAUUCAGCUCGAGUCUACCUGCGGCUUAGGCCGCCGAUGAACAAGAAAGAGGCAAGCAAUACUCCAAAGCAGGAAUACCUCACGGUCGAGCGCCCGGAGCCCCAAUUGUCUGAAGAUGGUGGGAACCAAAGCCACCCCUGGCCCACCCAUAUCACGUUGCAGCCACCGAGCGAUUCGAGAAAACGAGCUGUUGAGAAGUUCGGGUUCACAAAAGUGUUUGAAGAGAAUGCCUCGCAAUUGGAACUUUUUGAGGAAAUUGGGAUGCCCAAUUUAAUAAAAGGUGUUCUUUGUGAGGGUAGAGAUGGCCUGGUUGCUACUUUGGGUGUAACUGGGAGCGGAAAGACGCAUACUAUACUUGGGUCAAAGUCACAGCGCGGAAUAACUCAGAUGUCACUCGAUGUCCUCUUCCGUUCCCUUUCGUCAACCAUUCAAAAUUUGGAUAACCACGAAAACCCUCUACUAUUAUCGUCCAUCGCAAACUCCGACCCCUCAGAAGCCCAACUCUUUACUGCGAGAUCAUUUAUUGAAAUGGUUUAUAGUGACCCAUGGAACGAACGAGGUCGAGGUUCAAGGGCCCAGACUCCGAUGUCAGCUAUGUCGAGAUGUCAAACCCCGAUGACGGAUUCGAUGUCUGCUAUAAAUUUCCCUCGACGCCAUUUGCCUCAUCGGCCGAGUGCGCUCCCCCAAUUUCCCGAUGUGAGCGACUUUGCGAUUCCUAAUCCGCAUGAAGGCGUGACUGUGGUAUUAGUAUCGAUGUAUGAAGUAUAUAAUGAUCGAAUUUUUGAUCUCCUUACUCCCCCAAGUUCAGGAACGGGUUCAAGAGCGCCAUUGAACCAGAAAGAAAGACGGCGCCAUUUACUAUUUAAACCUACUGAAGGUUCACAGGACCGUAAGGUCGUAGCUGGUUUGAGAAAGAUUGUUUGUGGCACGUACGAAGACGCUCUGAUGGUUUUGCAGACGGGCUUGCUGGAACGAAAAGUGACUGGAACAGGAAGUAAUAGUGUUAGCUCACGAAGCCAUGGGUUCUUCUGUGUUGAGGUGAAACGGAGAGUCCGAGAUAGAAGGUUCGGGGACGAAUCAUGGGUUGGAAAUACACUGACUGUGGUUGAUCUUGCUGGUUCCGAGCGGGCGAGAAAUGCAAAGACAGCAGGAGCGACGCUUGCGGAAGCUGGGAAAAUCAACGAGAGUUUGAUGUAUUUAGGCCAAUGUCUCCAAACACAGAGUGAUUUCCAGGACGGGAACAAACAGGCGCUUGUACCCUACAGGCAAUGCAAACUCACUGAGCUAUUAUUCUCCAAUUCAUUCCCUUCACCGAACCAUGGAGCAUCGUAUCCGAGGCACCCGCAAAGAGCACUUAUGAUCGUGACAGCAGACGCCCAGGGUGACUUUAACGCGACAUCUCAGAUCUUACGCUAUUCCGCAUUAGCCCGCGAAGUCACUGUGCCUCGUAUACCCUCCGUUACAAGCACGAUUUUGGCCAGCACAGGGUGUGGAAGGAGAAGUCCAACUCACGCUAACGCUACCAAGUCGAAAUCAAGUCUUUACUGCGCUUCAGCGGAAGAACUGGAGACUGCAGCAUUGGAAAUUGCAAAGAUUAGUGAUGAUUACGAUGCCUUGGCCAUAAAAUUGACGGAAGAAGAAAUUGCGAGAGCGGAAGCUGAGUUCCAUUGGAGAGCAGCCGAGGAAAGGUGCAUGUCAAUUGAACAAGAUGUGCGGGAAGAGUGUUGGCAGGAGAUGGAACUGCGACUUGAGGAAGAGAAGCGACGAUGGCAAGCGGCUUGGGAUGAGCAGGAAUCACGUCAUGAUGAGCACCUGGAUAAAAAGUUGGACUUGCUGUCAAGGGGUGUAAGGAUCCACAACGACCCGCAAGCGUCUUCGGAAGACCAAAUAGCUGCAUUAGAGCAAGAAAAUGAUACUCUCCGAAAGAGGAUCGCCAACCUCGAGCGUGAACUACAUUCCCGCUCUCCCACCAAAAAGGCAACAAAAUCCAAGAAAAACAUCAUGGCGCAACUUGGGCAGGACUCGCCUGGCUGCGACUAUACCAGUUGUGAAAGUGACGUUGAGAACUCACUACUGAAGCUUCAACAUCUCAAACUAGAUUCAGAGAUUAAACGAUGCUCAGGAUCUAUGUCUACGCCCAAAAAAUCUCCCAAGGUGAGAAGACAGCGAAUGAUGACAGCAAGACAACGGGAUUUUGCUCCAGAGAGUGUCUUGGAAGAAAUAGAGUAA
Histoplasma mississippiense is the source of this 2385-nucleotide messenger RNA. RefSeq lists its product as hypothetical. Gene Ontology annotation, cellular component: microtubule; kinesin complex; nucleus. Lineage: Eukaryota; Fungi; Ascomycota; Eurotiomycetes; Onygenales; Ajellomycetaceae. Gene Ontology annotation, molecular function: microtubule motor activity; microtubule binding; ATP hydrolysis activity. Gene Ontology annotation, biological process: microtubule-based movement. The transcript has 9 exons. The record is from RefSeq and is a predicted model, not a curated record. Bases 1 to 2385 code for a protein of 794 amino acids.